Molecule: messenger RNA, 830 nt
Organism: Drosophila erecta
Lineage: Eukaryota; Metazoa; Arthropoda; Insecta; Diptera; Drosophilidae
Gene: ND-24L
Product: NADH-quinone oxidoreductase subunit E
Exons: 1
Coding region: 76-792 (238 amino acids)
Biological process (GO): mitochondrial electron transport, NADH to ubiquinone
Molecular function (GO): NADH dehydrogenase activity
Source: RefSeq, a predicted model, not a curated record
GCGAUAGGAAUUUUAAUAUUCGCCGUUAGGCGACAUUAUAUACACAGAGUAAAAGUACGUAUAUAUUCAACGGAUAUGCUGCUCUUAUCUCGCUCCAUCCGCGCCAUCCACCUGGCAGCCGUAUUCCGCUCCGGAGCCCAGAUGGAUGCCACUAAGAUGCGCAAGACGCUGAAGUUCGAGUUCUCGAAGGACAACCAACGGAGGGUGAAGGCCCUGCUCGCCUGGUAUCCGAAGGCGGAGUGGAAGGGAGCACUGCUGCCGCUCCUGGAUAUUGCCCAGCGGCAGCAGGGAUGGCUAUCGAUCAGCGCCGUGCAGGCCGUGGCUGAGACCAUCAAGAUAGAUCCGAUGGAGGCCUUCGAGGCGGCCCAGUUCUACACCAUGUUCUUCAUGAAGCCACGCGGCAAAUAUGUGGUCAGUGUGUGCACCUCGACGCCCUGCAAACUGCGUGGCGGCGAUGAAAUCUUUGAGGCGUGCAAGAAAGCCCUGAAUCUGGAGCACGGCCAGACCACGCCGGACAUGCAGUUCACCCUCAAGGAGGAUUACUGCAUGGGCGCCUGUGUGAAUGCCCCCGUUCUGGCGGUCAACGAUGACAUGUACGAGGACCUGGACGAGAAGAGUCUGGCCAGCAUCCUGGCAGAUCUCCGCAAUGACAAGCUGCCGCCCGCUGGUCCGCGCAAUGGAAGGUGCGCCAGUGAGCCCAAGGGUGGACUCACCACCCUGAAGAGCGAGCCACCGCCGCCCGGCUACAUGAUGCAGAAGCUGCCAGAUCCGAAGACCAAGAAGUGUCAGUAGCCAUUGAUUAAGACUUAAAGCAAUAAAUUCCGCCUGCC